Oncorhynchus gorbuscha (pink salmon) is the source of this 2164-nucleotide messenger RNA. Its product is annotated as relaxin-3 receptor 1-like. The transcript has 2 exons. Bases 345 to 1580 code for a protein of 411 amino acids. Gene Ontology annotation, molecular function: G protein-coupled receptor activity. Gene Ontology annotation, cellular component: membrane. Gene Ontology annotation, biological process: immune response; G protein-coupled receptor signaling pathway. Lineage: Eukaryota; Metazoa; Chordata; Actinopteri; Salmoniformes; Salmonidae. The record is from RefSeq and is a predicted model, not a curated record.
UGCAGUCCAGUCUGCAUUAUGUUCAUCUGUUCAUAACUGUUCCACUGCUACAUUCAAACGCUGCUGAGGCAGGUGGUCUUUUCGGAUGGUGCGGACCUCCAAAAGCGGACCUGUGGAACAUUGGCAUCGGAGCAACUGAAGCCCACUGAACUGAUUACCGUCCAUUCAAGUCAGGAAAUGGAGGACAAUCAAUAAAUGUACAUUAACUUGACAUCGGACCAACCAGGAAUGACCUGUCUUUUACCAUUGUAAAAGCUUCUUCUUGACAGCUUCUUCUACACAGCCAUAAUUCAGAAUUCUCUCAACUGCUCUUUUGGGUGGGUUUUCUCCUGUCCACAUCCAAAAUGUCUGAGGCUGACUUCCAGAGACUUGAGAUGUUGUACCAGAUCCUGCACAAGGACCCCUCCUGCAACCAUUCCCACCUGACCUUCCAUAACACCAGCAUGGUAUACAAUCUGGACUUCCCUGGCGAUGGCUCCCACUGGCUGCGCGCCAUCAUCUCCGUGGUGUACUGUGCCGUGGCCACCGGCGGACUGCUGGGCAAUCUUCUCGUGCUGUACCUUCUCUGCUCCACCCGGACCAUCGUCAAGAGUGCCAUCAACUUCUUUGUGUUCAACCUGGCCCUGGCUGACUUGCUACUCUCCGUGGCGCUGCCGUUCUGGGCAGUAGACAUCACCCUGGACUACAACUGGCCUUUUGGUUUGGCCAUGUGCAAGGCCGUGUCCCUCCUGACGGGCCUCAACGUCUACGCCAGUUGCUUCUUCCUGAUGGCCAUGAGCUUGACCCGCUACUGUUCAGUGGCUACUGCACUCAAGCCCGCUGCACCACUCGGUCACAAGCUUUGUGAUUCCCGGGUAACUACCGCACUUAUAUGGGCCGGGGCACUGGUGGCUGCUGCACCGCGUGCCGUGUUCGCCGAUCUCAACAGAGUAGGCAUGGCCAAUGACACUGCAUGUCUGCUCCGCUUCCCUAAAGGUACGAAUUGGCUGGCUGUCAACCAACUCCUGAGGCUUCUGUUUGGCUUCCUGUUGCCCUACUUCAUCAUGAUCCUCUCCUACCUGCUCCUGCUGCGCUUCCUCUGCCGGCACAAGCUGAACGGUGUCAACCCACAGCGACAGGCUCAUGUCUCCAAGUCCGUGGCAGUUGUGGUGCUCUCCUUUUGCACCUGCUGGUUCCCGUAUAACGUGCUAACUCUCUGGAGUGCACUGAUCCAACUAGAUCUAACAGAAAUCAGUCCCUCCUACUACUUUGUCCAGACCUACCUCUUCCCCUUGGCCAACUGUCUGGCCUUCACCAGUUGCUGCCUCAACCCUGUCAUCUACUGCCUCAUUCGCAGGGAGUACCGCAAGGCCCUGCGCACCCUGGUCUUGAAGUCAAGUCUCGCAAUCGCUUCCAAAGCCUGCCUCUCGGCAGUCAACUCCAAUGAGGGCCAGAACCGCGAUGGACAGCUGGGCAUCCCGCUCAACAAUAUGGAAAGCCACACGGCCCAGUCUUACACCAAGAGGUCAGCACUACCCUCUACCAGUCUAUCGCUGGGUCCCAGUCCCAAGGGCCUCUGUCCGCUCAAUGACCUCACCUGAGGAGGAUAUCGCUGAACCUCAGACAUAGAUUAAUUAAAGCUUCAAUUCAAUUGUGUUGGUGUUUUCGCAUGGGUAUGACAAAGCUUUUUUUCCUUUACCAAAAACAAAGGUGUAUCUAUAUUAUGAGACAAAUGCCUUGUUGCCUUUUGCAUGAACACGACAAGGGUGUGAAGUUUUGUGAACAUCAUCAGGACAUUCCUUCUUAUUGGCAUUCAAAUUAUGCAUUGUGUUGUUUUCUAUAGUUUGUGGGAUCAUUUAUUAAAUUAAACUUAAUUAUUGCAAGGGAAAGCAAAUAAAAUUUCAAAUCAAAUUAGGAAACAAGAUAACAACAUCUUAUUUUGAGAUGGAGUGUAAAAUUAAUUAUUGAGACAAAAUCUUUAGGUAUUCAGCCUCAGAAAAAUGGAAACGACACUAUUUAUAUAAAAGUAUGUGGACACCCCUUCAAAUUAGUGGAUUCGGCUAUUUCAGCCCCACCUGUUAAGGACAGCUGUAUAAAAAUCGAGCACCCAGCCAUGCAAUCUCCAUAGACAAACAUUGGCUGUGGAAUGGCCUUACUGAAGAGCUCAGUGACUUUUAAAGUGGCA